Molecule: messenger RNA, 1735 nt
Organism: Thamnophis elegans (Western terrestrial garter snake)
Lineage: Eukaryota; Metazoa; Chordata; Lepidosauria; Squamata; Natricidae
Gene: RAB6B
Product: RAB6B, member RAS oncogene family
Exons: 8
Coding region: 296-922 (208 amino acids)
Molecular function (GO): GTPase activity; GTP binding
Source: RefSeq, a predicted model, not a curated record
GGCGGCAUCAAGGAGCAGCAGCGGCAGCAGGCGGCCGAAAGCAGCACGCUCGCUCCAGCAUCUCCCGCAGCCCUCCUCCGGUGCGGACUCGCGUCCUUGCCCGUCAGGCGCAGGCUGUGCCCGGCUCUGGCGGCUCCCCUAUAGAACGCCGAGGUCGGAGCCUCCCUCCGCUGGUGGCGAGGGCAGGGGAGCGCUAGGGUCGCCUUGAGCAAAGGAGCCAGUCUGCAGACGCUGCUUCUCCCCGCCCUGCCCUCGCUGUCCUCCCGGCGCAGCACUCUGCCGAGCCAGGCGCAUCAUGACUACGGGAGGCGAUUUCGGAAACCCGCUUAGGAAAUUCAAGUUGGUCUUCCUAGGGGAGCAAAGCGUUGGGAAGACAUCCCUGAUCACAAGAUUCAUGUAUGACAGUUUUGACAACACAUAUCAGGCUACAAUUGGAAUUGACUUCCUAUCUAAAACCAUGUAUUUGGAAGAUCGGACAGUACGGUUGCAGCUCUGGGACACAGCAGGCCAAGAGAGAUUCCGAAGUUUGAUUCCCAGUUACAUCCGUGACUCUACAGUAGCUGUGGUGGUUUAUGAUAUCACAAAUCUCAAUUCCUUCCAACAAACUUCCAAAUGGAUUGAUGAUGUCCGAACAGAAAGAGGAAGUGAUGUCAUCAUUAUGUUAGUGGGCAACAAAACUGACCUUGCAGAUAAAAGGCAAAUCACCAUUGAAGAAGGGGAACAGAGAGCUAAAGAACUGAAUGUAAUGUUUAUUGAAACAAGUGCAAAAACAGGAUACAAUGUAAAACAGCUCUUCCGACGUGUUGCAUCAGCCCUACCAGGGAUGGAGAGUGUUCAAGAGAAGAGUAAAGAAGGGAUGAUAGACAUUAAAUUGGACAAACCACAGGAACCACCAGCGAGUGAAGGAGGAUGUUCUUGUUAAUGCAGAAUGCAGGAUCUGUCAGCUUCAUUUGACACCACGCUUGUUGUGUUGCUUCCUAUUGGUUAGCUUCCUCAAAAUACAAAUUGAGUUAUUGGUUGGGGAGGAUUUUUUUUCUCUCAAUACUUCUCUUGGGUAGGGAGGCUCAACACAAAUCAACAGCUGGCUCUAGCCUUUUCUUUUUUGUUUUAUUUAGUUGUAAUAUAAUGUACUUUAUUAAAAAUGCCAAAACAAUUCAGAAUUUUCCACAAGACACUUUAAUCGUGUGUAUACAACUUUCAGCCAUGGGGACUUUUAUCCUUUUUGGGGCACCUUUUUUUUUUAAAUUGUAUAUUUGUAAAAAAUAAAAGUCAAGUCUCCAUCAACUUGAGCUAAAAUUUACAAAGAAAAACCCCAAGAUUAUACAGGCUGCCUAAUUUCAAAGUUUAACAUAUUAGCUGUAGCUGCAUCUUGUAGUAACCUAAUACUGAUCAUUCAUUGAGCAUUACCAUUUAUACACCAGAGACAGCAUAGUCAAUCCCUUUGCAACUGUUAUAACAUAGUGCAGGUCUCUGAUUCUAUAGCUAUAAAGAGGAGGAAGAGCAAGCUAUAAGUAAAAUAUAAUUCAUGACAGUGGCAGCAUUUCUGCACAGUACACCCCAUUCUCAAAGAGAACAUCUUGGCACACUCUGUGGUGCAUAUACCACUUCCUGAAUCCUAUUUUAAUAUCAGAAUGGUUUAAAGUCUUCACUUAUGUCACAUAGUCCAGGUGUGUGACUUUUUAAAACUUUAAUUGAAGCCCUAGAACAGUGGUUCCCAAACUUGGCAUCUUUAAGA